ACGAGUUCAUGCUCGAAACGUCGUGUUUUUAACAAUCAAACUAUUACAUUUUCAUUCUGGUACUAAAUUUAUUUGCUAACUGUAUUAUCGUUAUAAGUGAUAUUCACCCACCUUAACAAUAUUAUUUCACAGUAAGCAAAUAUUUGAGACACUAUCAUAUAUCUCCUACCUUUACUGAUAUUAUUAAAUCACAUAGAAACGUUAAUAAGACUUAGAAUAUAUCGUUAAUUAAGUACUUUGAUAUUCAUGAAGUGAACUUUUUAAUAGAUGUUAUAAUAUUUCGUGUAUUUAUUUCCAGAUUGAUUAGUUAAUUGUAAAAAUUUCGUUUUGGCUUGAAUAUUUCGUAGAUGUUUGGACUCUUUUGAUUGUUGUUGUUUUUCUUGAUCGCUGUCUUUUGUUAUUUCAUCCUAUAACUCCAUGCGGGGUUUCUUUUCCACUCAUUACUUGGUCUCAGGUAUUCUUAUCUAUAAAAAUGCCCUAAAACAGACUCAUAAUGAUAUGUAUGCUUUUAUCAACGAAUAAAUUAGGUUCAUGUUUGAUUCAAGAUACCGAUUGAGGCAAAAAUGAUGGAUAAAAUCAAGAAUUUUUUGCCGUUGAAGAAUGAUGUGAAGAUUAGCAGCAUCAAGCAUGAAUUUUUUGUCCUUUGUGUUUUACGUGUAAUUUCAACAUCGUCAAUUAUUCCUUUUUCUCAGUAAUUGUUAGUGGAAAUUCUUAGGCAUCCCUAUUAAUCAGUGGAAAAGGGGAUCCGGGGCCUGGGAACAAAACAAAAUUUGACGUCACAUAAAUGAUUCAAUCAUUUGAGUCAGUUGGCAAAGUAGGCAUCAAUCGAAAGAAGGCAUCAAUCGACAAAGAAAUCCGUUUACGAAAAGUUGUAAAAGAUCUUGAAUAAUGGAAGAAGCGAUGGAACCCUUGCGUACGAUCAUAGGAAGUAGACUAAAUGAAAGAGCGCGGCUGAAUAUUGCCGGAGUAAUAUAUGAAGCGCGCAUGAUAACAUUACUUAAAUACCCACAGACCAGACUUGGAAGCCUAGCAACGAAAAUCAGAAGGACAUCAGUUGAUUCUAGUUCAGUGCUCACUCUCUGUGAUGAUUACGAUGAAGAAACUGGCGAAAUGUUUUUUGAAAGGGAUCCGACAGCGUUUCCUGCGAUUCUUAAUUAUUACGUUUCUGGCCAUCUGCACCUUCCGAGAAGUGACUGUGUGAAAGCUUUCGAGGAAGAGGUUAUGUACUGGGGGAUUCCAUUUGAUAUGGGGCCGUGUUGCGACUCUUAUUACUUUGAAGAAUGGGCGUGUGCCGAGGCAAUAAAAAAGGCGGACCAGCUUGAAAUCAGUUUGAAGAAGAAGGAAAAGAAUUCCGAGCCGGAGACGUCAGAUUGGAAGACAAUUCAAGCAAAAAUUUGGAAUCUGUUCGAGAACCCUGAGACAUCCUUGGCUGCAAAGGUGGUAUCAGUCAUAUCAAAUUUGGUUGUCAUCCUCUCCACCGUAAUCCUCUGCCUCAACACACACCCUGAUCUUCAAACAACUGCUGCAGAUGGGACAAAAGAAGACAAUCCGCACUUGGCUACAAUUGAGCUGGUUUGCAUCAUAUGGUUUACAAUCGAAUACGUCGCACGACUGAUAUCCUGCCCUAACAAAAAGAAAUUCCUGAUUGGAGGCCUGAACAUUAUAGAUCUUCUGACAGUUUUGCCUUAUCAUAUUGGUAAAAUCAUAGCCGUGACAACUGGUGGAAUCUCUUUAAACUUCAAGAAUACACGACGAUUCAUUCAGAUCCUCCGAACAAUUCGAAUCGUUAGGAUUUUCAAGCUGGCUCGACACUCUAUAGGCCUGCAAGUUCUAGGCUACACAUUGAAAGAAAGCUGUGAAGAACUUGGCCUACUUGCCUUGCUAUUGAUGAUGGGAGUAACUCUGUUUGCAACAUUGGUUUACUACGCGGAGGAGCAUGUUCCUGGUACACCGUUUAAGAGCAUAAUAGAAGGCUUCUGGUGGGCAACCAUUUCAAUCACAACAGUCGGGUAUGGGGAUAUCAACCCAGUGACAACAUUUGGCAAAAUCAUCGGCUGCAUCUGCUGCGUGUCUGGAAUUCUCUUCAUUGCCCUCCCAAUUCCAACGAUUGUUGGAAUUUCUCAAAGUUCUAUAGCGAGCAUCGCAACAAACAGAAAAUUGAGCUUCACAAAAUAGAGAACAAGGUGCAGGAAGGAUUUGAAGAAUAUCCACCUGAGACAGUUGAUAGGGCGAGAAGAGUUUCAAUGUUUCGCCAUAGACGAUCAACAAUUAGACCUGUCAACACUAUGGCCGUCAUAGCUGAGGUUUCCGUUUAGAGCUUGUAAGAGAAUAAGUAAAUUUUUGAUUUCAUUUAGGAAGUUCAUUGUAACAGAUUGCAAAAAUUAAAAUGAUAUCACUACUUUUUAAGACCUUCUGCCUUUUUUGUGGGUUUUUGUCGGUGCAGCUUCAUGCAGAUAGAAUAUAUCGGUUUUUUAAACGACCUGUGUUCGGUUCGAAGUAUAAGAAAGCAUCGUUGGGAAGUGGCAUUUUAGUUCGGGGCAACUGAUGGCUACAAAAGCAAAUCACAAACUAAAUGAAAUUGAAUCACGUAAAUGCCUGAGUAGGGAAUGCAUGCCAUCUUUUAUAAGACUGUAGCACCAAACAUGCAAGUGUGCAUUGGCCUUGAGUAUGUGCCUGAGUAAAUGCCUGAGUAGGGAAUGCAUGCCAUCUUUUAUAAGACUGUAGCACCAAACAUGCAAGUGUGCAUUGGCCUUGAGUAUAUCAACUACAUGUUGGUUUUAGUUCAGCCUGGCAUGUAACAAGAUUACCUUGAAGCAGGGUUGCUUAAGAACAGCAAUCAUUUAUCUUUACCCACCCAACCCAAUUCUUGAUAACUCCAGUUAUUUAUU
Molecule: messenger RNA, 2888 nt
Organism: Rhopilema esculentum
Lineage: Eukaryota; Metazoa; Cnidaria; Scyphozoa; Rhizostomeae; Rhizostomatidae
Product: potassium voltage-gated channel subfamily B member 1
Biological process (GO): potassium ion transmembrane transport; protein homooligomerization; action potential
Cellular component (GO): membrane; voltage-gated potassium channel complex
Molecular function (GO): protein binding; delayed rectifier potassium channel activity
Source: RefSeq, a predicted model, not a curated record